UGUCAAGGUAGGCAGUCCAAUGUCUGGGGCGUAUGGAGAUCGGUCACUGAAGGAGACACCAACAUGGGCUGUUGCACUGGUCUCUGCAGUUUUUGUGAUCAUCUCAAUUCUUAUUGAACAUGGGAUUCAUUCUCUUGGAAAGUGGUUUCAAAAGCACAAGAAGAAGGCCAUGACCGAGGCUUUGGAGAAGAUUAAAGAUGAGUUGAUGCUUCUAGGAUUCAUAUCCCUCCUCAUAACUGCUGGUACAAAUCCAAUCUCUAAGAUAUGCAUCCCUCUCAAAUUUGGAGAUAUCAUGCUUCCUUGUAAGCAUGAGUCCAAGAAGUUAUUAUAUAACAAAGAUGGCUUUAGCAGAAGAAAGUUGCUGUGGUAUGCCGGAAAUUCUGCUCCUGCUGGUGGUGAAGGCUACUGCUCUAAAUAUGGCAAAAUACAAUUGAUUUCUCAAUCAGGGGUGCACCAACUGCACAUUUUCAUCUUUCUACUCGGAGUUUUCCACAUCCUAUACAGUGUAAUCGGAAUGGCUCUAGCACAGGCCAAAAUGAAGAAGUGGAAAGCAUGGGAGAUAGAAACUACUUCACUGGAAUAUGAAUUUACAAAUGAUCCUUCAAGAUUUAGGAUCACUCAUGAAACCUCCUUUGUUCGGCGGCAUACUAGUUUCUCCAAACUGCCUGGCCUCAGAUGGAUUGUGGCUUUCUUCAGGCAAUUCUUUGCCUCAGUAACAAAUGUGGAUUAUCUCACAAUGCGACAUGGAUUCAUCAAUGCUCAUUUUGCUCCAAAUAGCCAAUUCAAUUUCCACAAGUAUAUCAAAAGAUCUAUGGAAGAUGAUUUCAAAUUGGUUGUUGGUAUCAGUGUACCACUAUGGAUAUUUGCAAUCCUCUUUCAACUACUAAAUGUCUACAGAUGGUACACACUUUUCGUCAUAUCCUUCCUGCCGCCCAUAAUGAUCUUGAUAAUCGGUGCAAAGCUUCAACUCAUUAUAAUGGAAAUGGCUCAGCAAAUCCAAGACCGAGCAACCAUUGUGAAGGGAAUUCCAGUGGUAGAGCCUAGAAACGAUUAUUUUUGGCUCAACCAGCCUGAUUUGAUCCUUUUCUUGAUGCAUUUCACGUUGUUCCAGAAUGCAUUUCAGAUGGCUUACUUUCUGUGGACAUGGUAUGAGUUUGGGCUAACAUCAUGCUUCCAUGAAAACUUGCCUCUAAUUUUGACCAAGGUUUUUCUUGGUGUAGCUUUUCAAGUUUUAUGUGGCUAUAUCACCUUCCCUGUCUAUGCCUUGGUAACCCAAAUGGGAUCCCACAUGAAGAGAUCCAUUUUUGAAGACCAGAUAGCAAAUGCUCUAAAGAGAUGGCAAAAGAAAGCAAAGGAGAGGAAGAAGUUGAGGCAAAUUACGGGGGCAGAAGUGUCAAAUUUCAGGUUCAUAAGUGGCAAGCCAACUCCAAGCCAUGACUCACCACCAAUCCACUUGCUCCACAUCUACACACACAAGUCCAUUGGAAUUGAAAACAAUUUCUAUUCCCCUAAUGCCCAUUGCUCUGAAACUGAGGCUUCAAGGGUUGAAGGCCCUUCAAUGGUUUCAUGUGGUGAUCAUCAAACAAGACCCGAAAAUAGUGCAAAAGAAGAUGAUGACGAUCUUCAUUAUGAUGUUGAUUUCUCACUUAAUCUGGCUUAGAAGUGUUGGAGCUUUGUAAGGUUUUAAAAUUUGAAAGCUAUAUUUGUAUUUUUUUUUCACGGCAAAAGUUAGUAUUUUUACAAUAGUUAGAUAAGGACCUUAGAAGGGUUGAACUCUUGACCCCUUUAUUCUUAGGACCUAUGUGCACUCCAUGAUGUUGUUGAGCUAAAGGCCUCUUGCGAAAUAUAUGUUUGUAUUAGAGAUGUGACUUUUAGUUUUAAAUGAAGAGACAUGUUUAUUAGCGAUCGAUGCAUAAAGGUGU
This is a messenger RNA of Rhododendron vialii, 1922 nucleotides long. Its product is annotated as MLO protein homolog 1-like. Gene Ontology annotation, biological process: defense response. Lineage: Eukaryota; Viridiplantae; Streptophyta; Magnoliopsida; Ericales; Ericaceae. The transcript is spliced from 14 exons. The coding region runs from base 20 to 1660 and encodes 546 amino acids. Gene Ontology annotation, cellular component: membrane. The record is from RefSeq and is a predicted model, not a curated record.